Molecule: messenger RNA, 2368 nt
Organism: Teleopsis dalmanni
Lineage: Eukaryota; Metazoa; Arthropoda; Insecta; Diptera; Diopsidae
Product: zinc finger protein 302
Exons: 4
Coding region: 534-2279 (581 amino acids)
Biological process (GO): regulation of DNA-templated transcription
Molecular function (GO): DNA-binding transcription factor activity, RNA polymerase II-specific; RNA polymerase II cis-regulatory region sequence-specific DNA binding
Source: RefSeq, a predicted model, not a curated record
UUAAUAAUUGCGCAAAUAUUAAAAAUUAAUUACUCUUGGAACUGAAUAGUGACAGUGAAUGUUUAAUUUAAUUUUAAUUGCAAAAUCUAAUAACAAUUAGCAAAGAACAAUAAUUAUUGUGCACUUUAAAAGAAUUUCAGUACACAUGAUCGGCAAAGACACCCGUUAGCAUCGACGUUUUUGUCAUUGCGCGUUUCAUUAUUGUUGUUUUUUUAAUUUUUUUUUUUUUAAUUUUUUUUUUUUUAAUUUUUUUUUUUUUUUUCAAAUUUUUAUUUUGUUUUGAAAACGUGACGUUUAAUUUGUUCUAAUAACUCUGCCUCGAGAGUACUUUUUUAACUCAAAUUUUACAAGAAAUUGAAAUCUGUUGUGUUGUACAUUUUUUUUUCAUCUCUAAACUGAAUCAUCAAUUUAUAUAUAUAUCUAAAAUUGUUCAGUUGCUUGCAAUUUGUGGAAAUCGAAAUUUACUUAAUAUUUUCUUUGGGUUUUUCUUCGUUCUUUCCGAUUGGUUUUGCUUCAAUAGCCGAAAUUUCAACAUGACUAAAGAACAGGAAACCACAAUUCCAGAGGAAUUAUAUAAUUUGACACAAUUAGCCGAGGUCACAUUAGCUGCUGGACGUUUGAGUACAACAAAUGCCAGUGAAAUAAAAGAUUAUAUCAAUAGCAAUAAAAAAUCUGAAUGUAUGAUAAGUAUGGAUUAUGAAGUACUUAAUAUACCAUUAAAGAAACAAUGGCACAGCAACAAACCAGAUGUGGAGUGCUCUCUAUCUACUGAUGAAGAAAAUCCUGUAUUGCAAAAUAACAUCUGGAAACAAAAUAAUAAUGAUACAAUUACAAAAACAAAUGAUUUUGAAAAUAUCAACAAUAACGUAAAUGAAGAUCUAAAUAUUUUGCAAAGCAGUAAUAUUUCAUCAGCAAUAACAACUGAAACAGAAAAAUCAACAAUCAAAACAUUUUACUCAUCAUCGGAUGAUGACUCAAACUAUUACAGUCAUAAAGUAUUUGAUCGAAAAAAAUUACGUCGUUCCACGAUUUCAGAUAAUUCUCGUUAUGAUGAACAUUCAUGUAGUAGCAUACCUAGCUGUAGUGGCGAUGAGCAUUUCUCUGGAGCAACUGUAGAAAAAUUUAAUAGUACUGAUAAAUUUACAAGUAAUUACACAGAUUCUGGAGGUUCUACAAUAAGUUUACUUGAUGAUGAACAUAUAUGCCCUGAAUGCGGUAAAAAAUAUUCGACAUCGUCCAACUUAGCUAGGCACCGACAAACCCAUAGGUCAAUCAUGGAUAAAAAGGCGCGUCGAUGUCCCUUCUGUGAAAAGGUUUAUGUAUCUAUGCCAGCAUUUUCAAUGCAUGUCCGCACACACAAUCAAGGUUGUGAGUGUCAAUACUGCGGUAAAUGUUUUUCCCGACCAUGGCUACUGCAGGGUCAUAUAAGAACUCAUACAGGUGAGAAACCAUUUAAGUGUAACGUCUGUAAUAAAGCAUUUGCUGAUAAAUCCAACCUACGUGCUCAUAUACAAACACACUCAAAUACGAAACCGCAUACUUGUCCACGAUGCGGUAAAGCAUUUGCACUGAAAUCCUACCUUUAUAAACAUGAAGAAUCGUCAUGCAUGAAAAAUCAUCAACGUAACGAUAAAGAACCUCGUGUAAAUCGUACUGUGACUACAUCUGCUACUACACAAUCCAUAAUAACCACAGGUUCAACAACAACAUCACCGACUAAGUGUAAUAUCCUAAACGCCUCCAACAACACAGAUUCUGCCAAAUCAACUUUAGCUAAUAAAUUAUUGCAAAAGGAGAAGGAUCGUCAACAAGCUGCCAUGGCUUAUGCUACUAUACCAAUGACUUUCACAAAUACGAAUAAUAAUAAUAUAAUUGCUGCUUCACUUAGUAUAACCCCACAAAUAGCGAACACUAAUUUACAGAUUAUGGCUAUACCUCAUAUAGAUAAUAUUCCAACACAAAUGACAAGUUUUCAUUCAGAAAAGUCAUAUACAAUGCUUAGCACUCCUAUGUCUCAACAGGAUUAUGAACACUUUAGUCGUAUUAGUGUCAUACAACCUGCUGUUGCUGCCAUUAAAGCUGAAGAGUUUGGAAGUGAUAAACCUAUUGUCACUAAUUCUUCAGUACUCACCCCGCAAAUGUCAGUACAUUUUUACAAUACUAAUGUAAGUAACGAAACUCAGAUCGAACCCGUCGAUUUUUCACCAAAGAAUAACUUUUCUCAUUCUGCUAAGACAAGUCCAUUCGAAUUGACUGGAAAUUAUGCAUUGGUUGCUUAAUUGGUUAUAAGCUUAUUGGUUUCUUUAGUUUUUUGGUUUAUUUAAAAAGACAAAAUAAAUUUAUCUACAUUAAAUUUUUAUUAUUUUAA